This is a messenger RNA of Zootermopsis nevadensis, 1264 nucleotides long. The record is from RefSeq and is a predicted model, not a curated record. NCBI's taxonomy places the organism in Eukaryota, Metazoa, Arthropoda, Insecta, Blattodea, Termopsidae.
UGUGCUUUAUCUGACAGGACAUAAAUUGGACAGACAUAGCAAAAAAAGCCAUACGUCCACCAUACAUGCCGGUCUGGCGGAGACAGCCACGUCCAGUUGAGAAGGUCGAUGUAAACACCAAUGGGGACCAGUCGGGCGUGGCUCUUCCCCUUCAGCCAGAAGUCACCCCGUCGCAGAAGCAUGACACUACUUUCAAGAUACCCCAGGUGCCAAAGAAGAAGCGAAUGACGUUGCGUGACAGUCCUGCUCCUCCAGAUGGGGUUAAACCAGCAUCACAUAGUCCAGUUGUAUCGGCGUCUACAUCAGAUUGUGCAUUAAAGACGGAAUCUUCUAUCAGAAUGUCACAGAAGAGAAAGCAUAAUAGCAAUUCAGAAGGGUCCACAGUAUUACCUAAGAAGCAUUGUCCUUCGAGAUCUUCAGAUAGCAAGACGCUGUUGAAGAUAACACAGAAGGUGGACAAGGAAGGAAGACAACUUAAAAGAAGAUAUUCAUACGAUGACAAAAGCGCACAAUCUUGUGAAGAAGUGCAGCCACACAGACUUUCUACAAAAAGAAGGAAGACAAUGUAGAUCCUUGUUUUGCUGUAGGGGCGUAGGUAGAGUCAUGAUUGGAAUAACUGAGCAGACGGUCGCUAUUCAGUAAGAUGUCAAGAUCAUGGGAGUGAGUAUGAAGACGACUGCCUUCUACGAUGUAGCAACAUGUAGUCUGGUAGAAGAUUACCAGUGUUUCAGGGGUGAUCGUUUCCUUUGCAAUCAGGAUGAUGAGUAAGCCAAGCGUGAGGAGUGGUUUUACGAUUGAGGAAACAGUCAAUCAAGGCAGAACAUUGGCUGGACCUGUGAUAAAGGUGCACGAGGGGGCAUACCACAUCCAUAGCAUAUGGAGGGUGAAAGGACAUGUAAAGUGAGAGUGGGUAUGGGAAAUAGCCCUUAUCAGGGCGCUUCUGAGACCAAUGGAAAUAUUUGCGGGGGAGAAAAUUUAAAGGAAUGGAAUAAAUAUCAUGAGAGUUGGAAGACAGAAAUUAAAUAACUUUUCACACUCAAUUCCUAGAAGUUCUGAUUUAAGAUAUUUUUGAUUUCCUGGUCAAACUGCAAAACGUUUGUUUGUUUGUUUGGUUUAUAUAUAUAUAUAUAUAUGCGCUUCUUCCUUGAUUCUGUGACUACAUAUUUAGUGCAGACAGGCAACACUUUAUGUCAAAUGGUGUUUUUUAUCCUAGCUUAGUGUUUACUGCUCCCUGAAUUUAAUGAAUAAAUGGAAUUUAUUCUCG